GCCAUUCGCGUUGCAUCCAUGGUUAGCGCAUGGAUUCGAGUUAGGAGGUUAGUCCAUCGGUAAAACUUCGAGUCUCCUCGAUUAAUUAAGCAACAAUGGCCUCGGUUGACUAUUUGAGAGAGUUUGUCAACGAGCGACUAACUGCUGCUGCUGAAGAAAUAUUCGGAGUUUUUAAAAAAACGAUCGUCGAGUACGAGGAAGAGAUUGGUCGUCAGCGCAGACUGCUGGAUGUCGUUCGGAAACCUGAAAUAAAGUUACAGAUAAUAGAGCUCCCACAGCAACAUGUCUCUAAGGAGGAAGAGGAGAUUCCCGCUGAGCAACAACUCUGUAUUCAGGAGAGGAACUCCAGUCUGGACCAAGAGGAGCCGGAGCCUCCACAGAUUAAAGAGGAACAGGAGGAACUCUGCACCAGUCAGGAGGAACACAGCUCAAUUGACUCAAAUUCAGGAGCUGUUGCCUCCCUUGUCUUAUCACUGAACUCCUGGAGCAGCCUGAACAUCCCAUCCCCGAGUACUCCAGAAAUGUCUGUGACCACUCUCCCCAACAGACCAUGGUAUACCAACUUCAGAGUGGACUUGGAUAGGAUGCCAACAGGGAUCAGAACAGCAGCACUCAGUCUCACGAGACCAUCGCCGCCUGACAGAAGAGAGAUGGUGAAGGCUGUGGUGGAUCAGAUGCGUGAGCAUGAUCUCAAUCCAUCAAGAACUGUUUGCCACAACAUUGUUCGGAACAUCAUUAGAGAGUAUCCAAGAAGUUUUGCUGACGUUGAUCGAAAUGGAGAGUUUGUGGGAGAUGGCUGUAGCUCACUCCUCUUGCAAAUAAAAACAAGAGUGGAGUAUAAGAACCGCAACAACCCACUUUCACGGCGCAGGCGAAAGAGAAGGUCCAACUCUGAGGGUGGAAUCCUGUCAAGAGGCCCAGUGGACCAGUACGGCUGUGUCAGGUGGGAACCUUCAGACCUCCCGUCAGGGGAAACGGAGGCGACACUUGAGGAUGUAAGGAGGCAAAUGGUAACCAUGCAUUCAGAGGAGGGAAUGGCCGGGGCAGAAAGAGCAGUGAAGUUGCUUGAGAAAACGUACACAAUACAACGGCGAUACCUUAACAUGACCCCUCCACCCGCCAUAUCGGAUGUGAAAAAACAAUGGCCUUUUCUGUUUGCUCAGAGAGGCAUGUUCUCCCACUUCCUUCACCUGACCGACAUCUCCGUCGUUGCCAAGCUAACAGAGGCUAUGGAGCGAAAAGGCGAUACGAUCCUUAGGCUCUGCCAAAAACUCAACAAGAACCCAGGGGUUGAUGAGGUCCUUGCCAACUAUGAACCUAACACGGCCGAAGACAAGGCUGUGUGCGUAAUACUUCUCCUGCUGGCUUACUUUAAAGAAGCAAGGGAUGCGAUUAUUCUUCAGGCCGACCCGUUUUCCACAGCUGCCGAUAUCCAGAGGACCCUCACCUUACCCAGCACCCCUCGCUUGAUCGUAUUAGGGGAGCUAAUGAAGCCGAGAGCCUGGAUGCUUUCAAUUGAAGGACAAGUGGUAAUGGGACCCCAUGCUAACUUUAUCAAUGGGAUUGCUGCUGUCUUCGCAAGUUACUACAACUUCAACUUACAGUAUCCUGAGGAGGCCGCAAGCACCCUAGAGUUUAUCCAAAGAUGUUUUUUGGGCAUAAAUCCGGAGAAUGGCUCCAAGGCAGAGAAGGCGCGUGGAGGUAUCAAUCCACACGUGUGCACCCUCAUGAGGAAAUUAAUGGACCUUGAGUGGAUGUCCAUGUAGGCUUUUUUUAAAAACCUUUGACACAAAGGCUUCUUCAUAGGUGGUUUUGGGGCAUAGCCUGUGACGGCAUGGGAUUAGCAUAACUCUACCUUGUUUGUAAAAGUAAGACUCUUGUGUUUUCAAUGGCCCUAAUUUAUCAACCUAACGUAGAAACCAGCGCACAUAUGAGCGCAGAAAUCAGUUUACGACAGGCUUCACGCGUGAUUCAUGAAACGUUCGUAUCACACCAAUCGGAGCGUAAGAAUGGUUGUGUGUUUUGUGGCUCGGGGUCAGCUAUGAAUGACAGCAUGGACUCAGCUGAGCGAGGACCAAUCAAACGCAUAAUCAGUGAGGCCUGGAUGUAAUAAAUUCCAAAUUACCCUUUACUUACUCUUUAAUUCCUGUCGAACACGAUUGAUUGAUAGACAUAGACAUUUCUGCAGCACCACAAUACUUAAUUUAGAAUGGUAUUUUAAUACAUUUCACCUUUUAAGAAAUAUUGCAGCCUCCUGCCAUUUUUGAUAUCGCACUACGCCAUAUUUCAAUUCAAUUUUAAUAAAUUGUUAGUUUUCUCUGAGCUGGUCAACAUUUGUGUGUCAAAUCAAACAAACACUAUGGCUUUUUAUUUGAUUUUCAUCUGAAUGGGAUUGUAUAGUCUACAGUGGACUCUCCAUUCAAAUGCUCAAACACACUAUUGAAUACGUUGGUAACCUUUGGGUGGCAUUUACGUCCAGACCCUGAGAUUUCAAAGAAAAUGUAAAUCAUCACUCUCCUAUUAGGGGUGAGAGUCACCCGGGCCUUCACCAUUUCAUGCAAUAACGAUUAUUAGGGCUACAUGGUAAUCUUAAUUAAAUUUACACAGCAUAAUAUUUCUAAUUAUUGUUGUGACUUUUAAUUAUAUUGGCUAUAAUUUUUAUAAUUACAAAUUUAAAUGUAACUUUUUCCUUUUUAAAUGUACAUUUUAAUGUAGGGUGGGCAGGGCGAUAUACCGGUAAAAAUGUUACACCGGUAACAAUUUGUGCUAUGGUGUAACGUAGCCAUAUUGUUUCUGCGGGAUGAGAACAUAGUAAUAUGAUCCCCAGCUGUGAAUAUUUUAGUCAAAUAGAAAUACCAAGGUUGUAGAGUGUUUUGUGAAAAAGAUGUAUGUGUUCCACAAAGAGAAUAUUAUACUGUAUACAAAUUGCACUACUGACACCCAUGUCACACAUAUGUUGCCACAGAGCUAAAACAUUAACUUUUUCAUUGUUACUGUCCAAAAUGCUAAACACAUGUUUAUUUGUAUGUUAUAAUACAAACUUUAUAUUGGUGCUACGAUUUCAUGUAUUUUUCAUGGAAUUCUUUUUCCUAUAUACAUUUUUAAAGAAAUUGUCUUUGAAUGUAUGUAUUGUUAAUUUACAAUAAAGAUGAUAAAUUACAAUAUUUGUAUGCAUUUACAUAAAAAUAAGGGUCAAUGUGUUUCACUAAAAUUACAGUUUAUGUAAAAUGACAGUAUUUUAAUGUACUAUACCUGCUGUAAAUUACAGGAAUUUAUUGGCUAUGGUUGCAGUAAAAAUACAGUAAAGAAUUGUAAAUUACAAGUGAUUAGGGUACAGUACAGGACCAAUAAAAUAUUUUACUUUUACAGUAAUGGAAUGGUUGGGUUACUGUGAAAACAGUACAUUGCUGUACUUUUACUGUAAAUUGUUAUGAAUGAAAUUAAUUACAAAGGGCUAGAGUUAGUUUAAAGUCAUUUCAUAUUUCCUUGCUAAUCUGCCCAAAGUUAUUUGAUUAGUCAGACUCACAACGUGGCUAGGCUAACAAUAGCUAAAAUUAACUUUGGAUACAUCAGCAAGGAUUUAUAAAAUGACUGUUUGUCGCUGACAGUGUCCUACCACUUUCAAGCGUUAGGAACACAAGCAGCAUAUCACUCAGGGGAUCGGCAUAUGCCACUGUACCACUAGUGACAUACUAUAAGCAACUUUUUAAACUCAGCAUCACUAUGACUGCUGCUGCUGAAGAAUAUAUUCAGUUUUUUUUUUUUUUUUUAGUCGAUGAAUAGAAGGAUGAGACUGAUUGUGCGCACAGAUUUGUUUGAUAUUGUUUGGAAAUAUGAAAUAAAGUUACACAUAAUAGGUGUGUAAAAGCAGCCUUGUAUUCAGGAGAGGAACUCCAGUCUGGACCAAGAGGAGCCAGAACCUCCACAGAUUAAAGAGGAACAGGAGGAACUCUGCACCAGUCAGGAGAGAGAGCAGCUUGAACUGAAGCAGAAGACUGAUGCCUUUAUGUUGACUCCUACUUAUGAGGAAAGUGACUACAGUGAAGAUCAGACUGUCAAGAUUCACUGGAAUACCCAUAAGGAUAAAACUUGACAAGUUUUGUUGAAUGAACCUGCUGUUUUUUGUUUUUUCUAUCAAUGUGAUUUUUAUUGUUUGGGCCUUUUGAGAUGACACAAACACAUCUAAUAAAAAAUCAUCAAUCAA
Perca flavescens (yellow perch) is the source of this 4204-nucleotide messenger RNA. RefSeq lists its product as uncharacterized. The transcript is spliced from 6 exons. The record is from RefSeq and is a predicted model, not a curated record. Bases 96 to 1766 code for a protein of 556 amino acids. Lineage: Eukaryota; Metazoa; Chordata; Actinopteri; Perciformes; Percidae.